GCUCGCUAACCAUCCAUCCUGUUAGAUGUCAACAAACACCGCCUGACCGCCGUACAUCACACCACGACUGUUAGCUCCGGGAGAACCACUAAACCCUCCGAUACGCCGCCGGCCGCUUCUCCUCAAAUCUUAUUUAAGUUUGGGAUGCGAUGCGAUCGGGGAGGGAGAUAAUGGGGGAGGAGAACAGCAGGUGGCGGGCCGUGGCUUCGGCCUCGCUGCUGGACAUCGAUGAGUCGUCGCGGGAGUCGGAGGAGAUGCUGCAGUGGGAGCCGGUGCCGUGGAGGGUGGUGUGGAGGCUGGCGGCGUGGGAGUCCAAGAACCUGUGGCGCCUCUCUUGGGCCUCCAUCGUCGUCCAGCUCUUGAACUUCAUGCUCAGCCUCGUGACACAGAUGUUCGUCGGCCACCUCGGCUCCCUCGACCUCGCCGGCGCCUCCAUCAUCAACGUCGGCGUCCAAGGCCUCGCCUACGGAUUCAUGCUCGGCAUGGCCAGCGCCGUGCAGACGGUGUGCGGCCAGGCUUAUGGCGCCAAAAAGUACCGCGCCAUGGGCAUCGUCUUCCAGCGAGCGCUGGUCCUCCACUUGAUCGCCGCCUUCUUCCUCUCCUUCCUCUACCUGUUCUCCGGCCCCUUCCUCCGCGCCAUCGGCCAGUCGGACGCGAUCGCGGAGGUGGGCCAGGUCUACUCCCGCGGCCUCCUGCCUCAGCUCAUCGCCUUCGCCCUCUACUGCCCCAUGCAGCGGUUCCUGCAGGCUCAGAACAUCAUCAACCCCAUGGCCGUCAUCGCCGUCGCCGUCCUCCUCUUCCACGUCCUCAUCUCCUGGCUCGCCGUCUUCGUCCUCGACUUCGGCCUCCUCGGCGCCUCCAUCACUCUCAGCAUCUCUUGGUGGGUGCUCGUCCUCGCCACCUGGCUCUACAUCGUACUCAGCCCUUCCUGCAGGGCCACCUGGACCGGCCUCUCCGUCAAGGCCUUCACCGGCAUCUGGCCCUUUUUCAAACUCACCGUUUCAUCAGCCAUCAUGCUCGUCUUGGAGGUCUGGUACGUCCAAGGGUUCGUGCUGAUGACAGGCUACCUCCCAAAUCCUGAAAUCUCACUCGACGCCGUGUCUAUCUGUGUCAAUUACUGGAACUGGGAUUUCAUGAUCAUGCUCGGCCUGAGCAAUGCAGCGAGUGUCAGGAUAGGGAACGAGUUGGGGGCUGCUCAUCCUCGAGUCGCCAAGUUUGCAGUCCUUGUCGUGGUGACGACCAGCUUGAUCCUUAGCUUGAUCAUCAGUGUGCUGGUCCUCGUACUGCGCACGCCCUUGAGCACGCUCUACACCAGCAGUUCUGAGGUGAUAGCUGCAGUCGUUAAUCUGACUCCCCUGCUUUCCAUCUCCAUUUUCUUGAAUGGAGUUCAGCCAAUUCUGUCCGGAGUUGCUAUUGGAAGUGGGUGGCAAGCCAUAGUGGCUUAUGUAAAUGUGGGUGCUUAUUACCUGAUUGGACUCCCCAUCGCCAUUGUUCUUGGAUUCAAGACUGGUUUAGCUGCGGCUGGAAUAUGGUGGGGGUUGAUAAUUGGAGUCUUUGUUCAAACGGUCUCUCUCAUCGUUUUAACUGCUAGAACAAACUGGAACAGAGAAGUGGACAAGGCGAUCGAGCGCUUGAAGCAUACUGCCGAUGAAGACACUUUAGCGAUAGUCGACGACAUUGAGUGACUAGUCAGCAAAGUUAAGUUUUGUGAAGAUUUAGUGUAGUAUUUCCAAUAAUUUUGAUAGAACAAGAACCAUUGAGUUCUGUGGUUUUAUUUCAAUUGAAGAGGGUGUUCUUCAGUCUACUCCAAUCAUUCACAGUCCUCUGAAUUCAACAGUAUGAAUCUCUAAAGCUAAAGGAUUUGUAUGUUUGAAUUUCUAAA
Zingiber officinale is the source of this 1882-nucleotide messenger RNA. RefSeq names its product protein DETOXIFICATION 41-like. Lineage: Eukaryota; Viridiplantae; Streptophyta; Magnoliopsida; Zingiberales; Zingiberaceae. Gene Ontology annotation, cellular component: vacuolar membrane. The transcript is spliced from 8 exons. Gene Ontology annotation, molecular function: antiporter activity; xenobiotic transmembrane transporter activity. Gene Ontology annotation, biological process: xenobiotic detoxification by transmembrane export across the plasma membrane. The record is from RefSeq and is a predicted model, not a curated record. Bases 150 to 1685 code for a protein of 511 amino acids.